Messenger RNA from Numida meleagris (helmeted guineafowl), 5509 nucleotides. RefSeq names its product cell division cycle 14B (gene CDC14B). NCBI's taxonomy places the organism in Eukaryota, Metazoa, Chordata, Aves, Galliformes, Numididae. The coding region runs from base 665 to 1876 and encodes 403 amino acids. Gene Ontology annotation, cellular component: mitotic spindle; nucleolus; centrosome. The transcript is spliced from 14 exons. The record is from RefSeq and is a predicted model, not a curated record. Gene Ontology annotation, molecular function: protein tyrosine/serine/threonine phosphatase activity; protein serine/threonine phosphatase activity. Gene Ontology annotation, biological process: protein dephosphorylation; positive regulation of cytokinesis; microtubule cytoskeleton organization.
AGCUGCAAGAACAGAAGUAUGGCUGUGCUGCUUCAGGGCCUCUGUUUUUAUUGGCCAAUUGCUAGAGGCACAGCAAUUUACAGCCAUAGGACAGUCCGUGUUUAAAGUUCACUGGGGCUGCAGCUGCCCUGCCCUUAGAGACAGUUUUGUUUUGGUGGGGUUUUUUGUUUGUUUGUUUUGUUUUGUUUAAUGCGAAUACUGAGGGUGGCUUUAACCCGUUCAGCAAAGGGCGCGGAUAGAGCAUAGGCACCCGGUAUUCUGCCCGUCUCUGUGGGGGCCGCCGGCAUGGAGGGCAGGGGCCGGCUGGGCUCUGUGAGGCUCCGCUGGGGAGCGCCGCGUCCCAGCCCGGUUCGGAGACAUUUCGCGGCUCGGCUUAACGUCGGUGUCGCGGCGCUCGGGGUGCAGCUAGGGGCCGCGGUGCGGCCUGGCCUACGCGGCCUGGAGGAGGAGAGGGCCCAGCCCCGCUGUCCAUGUCCGGGCUCUGGCGGCCCGCGGAGCGGUGCAAGCCCGGAGCUGUGUCACUGCCACCUGAGGAGAUCGCCUUUAUUUUGCAAUUCUCUGCCAAAAACCAAAGAGUGGAGCUGCAGAUACCCAUUAUUUCUGCAUAGACAAUGAACUUGUGUACGAGAACUUUUAUGGAGAUUUUGGACCACUCAAUCUCGCAAUGGUCUACAAAUACUGCUGCAAGAUAAAUAAGAAAUUAAAGUCAUUUUCAUUGAUAAAGAAGAAAAUAAUUCAUUAUACUGGCUUUGAUCGAAAAAAGCAAGCAAAUGCUGCAUUUCUCAUAGGCUCCUACGCAAUAAUAUAUCUGAGAGAAUCACCAGAAGAUGUGUACAAGCUUGUAUUGGCUGGCAGUGUUUCAUAUCUUCCUUUCAGGGAUGCUUCAUUUGGUACUUGCAGUUUUCAUCUGACGUUGCUGGAUUGUUUUCAUGCAAUAAACAAGGCUUUGCAGUAUGGUUUUCUGGAUUUUGAUGAAUUUGAUGUAAAUGAAUAUGAGCAUUAUGAGAGAGCAGAAAAUGGAGAUUUUAACUGGAUAAUACCAAACAAAUUCAUUGCCUUCAGUGGACCUCAUUCAAGAAGUAAAAUUGAAAAUGGCUAUCCCCAUCAUGCUCCAGAAGCUUAUUUCCCAUACUUCAGGAAACAUAAGGUCACCACGAUAAUACGCCUCAACAAAAAAAUGUAUGAUGCCAGACGUUUUACAGAUGCUGGAUUUGAGCAUUUUGACCUCUUCUUUGCUGAUGGAAGCAUACCUAACGAUGCUAUAGUUAAAGCAUUUCUAAAUAUUUGUGAAAAUGCUGAAGGUGUUAUAGCCGUUCAUUGCAAAGCUGGUCUUGGACGAACUGGCACACUUAUUGCCUGUUAUAUUAUGAAGCAUUAUCGAAUGACAGCUGCUGAAGCUAUUGCCUGGAUUAGAAUAAAUAGACCAGGUUCAGUGAUUGGACCGCAACAACAUUUCCUGAUGGAGAAACAGCCAGAACUUUGGACAGAAGGAGAUCUUUUCCAUGCAAAGUUGAGACAAAACUGUAAAAUGGGUGUAACAAGAAUCCUGUCAGGAGUAGGUCAUAUUUCACUCAAUGGUGUUAGAAACAGGAGAACCAUCCAAAAUGACAGUGAACUGUACAGUGAUGAAGAUGAAAAAGACUGUAUAACACAAGGUGAUAAGCUUCGUGCUUUGAAAAGUAAAAGGCAGGCAAAAUCUACAACUUCAUCUCCACUAAAAGUAAUUCUGCAGUCCACUGUUCAGAAAAAUAAAACCUCUGAACCUAACAUUUCUGACAGUACAAACAUUACUAAAAGAACUACCAGGUCUGCAGCAAGAAACAAAAGUGUAAAAAGCAGCCAGUCCAUCGCAAGAACUAGAACAGUAUUGCGUUAAAAUUUCAAAUCAGCAAGCAGUGUUGAAAGGGGAUAUCCAGGAAUGAAGGGGAUACAACUCGAUGACACUUGAUUGCAAUUCUAGGAAGAUGUCUUUGGCUCCAUUUAAAGAGAAGAAACUUAUUCAUACUCAUAGAAUAAAACUGUCAACAUGCUUGUUAGACAGUUUCUUAAUUGCUAAUGCUUCCUCAAGCAAAACCAACAAAAUCUGUGUAAAUUUAGACUCAGGUGUAAAUACUUGAGUUCUCUAUUAUAAAGAGGGCUCCCUAGUAUAUAUGAUGCAUGUGUAUAAAACGUGAUGGCAAUCACUUAUAGCUGCUGACCACCAGAAGUGAAGAAAUGGUGGGAGUUUUUAACGUAUAAAUCUGUUCUGUUCAUUCAGACUGGGCUCAGGUCUCCACUUGAGACUGAAACUCAACCACAGAGGCUUUUUACUUAUAGGUUUAGUACUCUCUUGUGUUAAUUGUCUAUUCGUUCUUAUUUUAUAUGACUUUUUUUUAUGAAGUCCCAGUAUUGAGAACACAAAGUAACUAUUUUCCACCAAAGAGUGCUUUAUUUUCAAAGAUUGUGAUUUUUUUUAAUUUUGAAAAAAAAAAAAAAGACAACUGAAAGUAAUUACCUUGUUUUUAAUAGUGAUAGAUUUUUAGUUGUUCGCAACCACUGGCUCUUUUACCUGUUCGUAUUUGCUUUAAAUCUAGUAUGAUUCUAAGAGGGAGGAAAAACAUUUAAAGCAGUGAAAUGUCAUUACUCUUUCUUUUCAUAUCUUCAAGACUUUUAGAGGAAUCUUUAGAUUACCAUAUCUGAAAGGCAGGACUUUUUUCCCAAAUUUUAUUGGUACAUUUAAUAACUUAUGAAUAUUAACUGUUUUUUUUUUUUUUUUUGCUUGAAAAUACUUAAUGAGUGCAGCAUGUUUUUUUUUUUUUUGUUUUUUGUUUUUUUUAAAGGGGAAAAAAUAAGCUUCCUGUACAACUGAAAUUGGUAAUAGAACUCAGGGGCAGAUACAGUUGGUAACAUCUCAUUACAAUGAUUAUAAAACUACAGCUCUCAGUUAAAAGCAGUGAAAUUUUUAGAGCAAUCUGAGACUGAAAUUUUGAUCCACUGCGAGACUAUCUUCAAACACUGGUAAUGUUUUUUCCCUACUGCAUCCGCAUUAUGAAAUAUGUCUCAAAGGCUUGCUUUGAAGUGAGGCAUCCUUGCUUCCUGGAAGUUGAGCUGCAUUUCCCUCAAAUGAGAACUGCUACCACAUAGCCUUAGACAGAAUACAAUUCUCUCUUCAUUUUGUAACUCCUACAGAAGAAAGGAGUAGAAAAGGAGACCUAGAAUCAUAGAAUCAUAGAAUCCUUAGAGUUGGAUGGGACCUUUAAAGGUCAUCUCGUUCAACUCCCCAGCAAUGAACAGGGGCAUCCACAGCUAGGUCACAUAGCUCAGAGCCUCGUCCAGCCUGGCCUUGAAUGUCUCCAUGAACAGGGCAUCCACCACAUCUCGGGGCAGCUUGUUCCAGUGCCUCCCCACCCUCACUUGUAAAGGCUUUUUCCUCAUAUCCAACCUAAAUCUACCCUCUUUAAGUUUGAAACCAUUUCCUCUUCUCCUGUCACCACAGACCCUGCUAAGAAGUCAGUCCCCUUCAUUCUUGUAGCUUCCCUUUAGACACUGAAAGGAAGGUGUUCAGUCUAUUGGCCCUCCUCCGGACGCGCUCCAACAGGUCUGUGUCUCUCCUACACUGAGGAGUCUGUAUCUGGAUGAGGACUCCAGGUUAGGUCUCUCCAACAGAGAGCAGAGAGAGGCAGGAUUGCCUCCUUCACCCUGCUGGCCUCCUUCACCCUGCUGGCUUCUUUGGAAGCAUGUUGGAUAUGGCUGGCCUUCUGGGCUGCAAGGGCACAGUGCUGGCUCAUGUUCAGCUUGCCACCCACCAGUACGUCCAAGUCAUUUUUGGCAGGAAUUUUAGCAACAGAGUAAUCUUAAGUUUUUAAAAGAUACAGAUUAUAUUUGCAAGGGGAGGACUUUCUUUCUAUGAAGCUAAGUGGGCAGGUACAGUGACUAGUUCCAGUCUAUAACCAUUUGAAAAAUGGAAGGAAGUGUUCUGUUACACUAGUGGUUUCUCAGUGCCACUAUGAAUAACCACACAUGGGUUUGAAUAUGUUUUUGUUGUCAAAGAAGAGGAUUGUGAGUUGGAGAGGAGGCAGGAUGUAAAAUGCAUGGUGACAGCAUCUGUGAGUGUGGAUACUCCAAAUCUGCAAGUAUGAACACAAAGAAAAUAGGAAAGGUUUGUAUGGUGCAAGAUAAGGUGCACUAAGGCUUAUACCCUUAUUCCGCUUUCCUACUCCCACUCUCUUCUGGGUGAAAACCACCCAAAAACAUAAUACAUAUGAUAAUUUUUUUUGGGGGGGGGAGGGCUCCUUCACCAAAACUGCAACAGGUGGUGUGUUGUGCAAAUAUGAAUAUCUUUAUUUUUGAAGAGAAUUGUCAUCUUGAAAAUUUUAAUAGUGAACUUAAUUGCAAGUCUUAACAGGCAGAGGGGAAACGGUGAAACUAAUGAGGUGAAAGGGUGAGAGUAAAAACAAGAAAGAUUUAUUAAUAUUUAUUGGUUUUGGCCUUAUCGUUCUCUUAACUGAACUUUUUCUAAAUCUAAAACUUAUCAGUCUAUUUCACAGACCUUCAAAAUUCUGAAUUUCCCUUUAACAUGAGAACUCUGCAAGCGGUCUUGCAUCGUGAAUUAACCCAUUACCUCAUUAUGUGUCAUCUAAUUGUUUUGCUUUGUGUGUCCAAGUUUUUAGUAUUUUGUCUUGUGUCUUUAUUACACUAUACACCAUACCAAAGCUGUCUUAAGUACAAUUAUGAAGAGUAGUAGCCAUGGGUGAGGUAGUCCUUGGUUUACAAAUCUGUUUUGAAAUAUGAAGUAUUGUGUGCCAGAAAUGAGCAUGUAUGACAGCAGUGCAACAGAGUGGCUGAAGGAGGUUAUUUCUGUUGUUAACAACUAGGAGUUUUGGUUAAACUUAAAAAUUCUUUCCACUCUUUCAACAUGAGAGAUGGAUUCUUCCGUGAUCUCUUAUUCAAAAGUAUGUAACAUAUUCAAAAGCUGUAGUAUCUUAAGUCAAAUUGCUAGCUUCUAUUACAGCAUCAGUAUGGUAAUGGAAGUCAAAAAGGACCGUGUCCUUUUGCCCUAGGACAAUAGAAGAAGUGCUGCUUUAAAAUAACAACAACAACAACAAAGAAAAAUAAUAUUUGUAGAGACUUGUGCAUUAAAAUGGGGGGAAAAAAAGAAAAAAGUUACAUUCACCAAUUUGUUGCACUGCAGUUUUUAUAUUAAUAGUUUGCAGACUGUUUGUCUUGUGUAAACUUGUGUACAGACUAUCAAGAUCUAGAAGUCUUCAACUAAUCAGUACUAUUCAUCCUGAUUAUUUUUAAAUUGUAUAUUUUUAAUCAUAUUUUUUUAACUUGGAUUGACAGAAUGGGAGUUUAUUUUGCUGGCGGUAUUUUUAAGAUAAAGCUUCAUAUUAUCUUGUAAUAUCAAAUAGCUCAAUAUGCAUUUGUGUCUCAUUUGAAAAUAGUGCAUAUUGUAUUUGGUUUUAUACAAAAUAUUGAAUAGUGAGAAUUGUAAACAUGAAUUAUGUAAAAUUAAAAAUAAUAAUCAGAA